AUGUCAGUUAUUCAAUUAUCACAAUAUAUUCAAACAUUUAUUAUUAGAUUGUUGUUGAUUGGAUCUAAUACCAAUGAAGACAAAGACACUUAUAAAGGUAGUGACUAUUGGUUUGUAGUGUUUAAUGGAGAAAAGAGAAGACAACCAAUCAACGCAAUAAAUAUGAUAGACAUUGCAUUGGUUUCAAAGUGGUGGUUAAAAGUGGUUAGACAGAGAUCAUCAAUGCUUGUUCUUGGUUUUUUAUACAUGGCUAUCGAGAGGAAAAGAUCAAGUGGCCAAGCUCUUGAGUUGGUCUUGGAUGCAUACCAUUUGGAGUCGUUUAAAGUCAAUAUUGUGUCUUCCAAUUAUUCUAAUGAUAUGGAUCGCAACUCAUUAGACGAUUGGAUCCAAAUUAUUGGUGAAUUUGGAACUCUCAUACGAUUGCAUCUAAGUGACUACAUCGAGAUUGAUCAAAUGGAGUUAAAACCCUAG
Molecule: messenger RNA, 471 nt
Organism: Cavenderia fasciculata
Lineage: Eukaryota; Evosea; Eumycetozoa; Acytosteliales; Cavenderiaceae
Exons: 2
Coding region: 1-471 (156 amino acids)
Source: RefSeq, a predicted model, not a curated record